Fusarium subglutinans is the source of this 1605-nucleotide messenger RNA. Its product is annotated as cholinesterase precursor. NCBI's taxonomy places the organism in Eukaryota, Fungi, Ascomycota, Sordariomycetes, Hypocreales, Nectriaceae. The coding region runs from base 1 to 1605 and encodes 534 amino acids. The record is from RefSeq and is a predicted model, not a curated record. The transcript has 2 exons.
AUGGAGUCGCUAUAUCGUAUAAUCCUGUUGGCCGCACUGCUGCCUUUGUCUGUUGCUGUAAGCACCACGGUUGAUGUCGGGUACAGCAGAUACAAAGGCCACGUCCUUGACAACGGUGUCUCGGAAUGGCUUGGUAUUCGAUAUGCUGCCACUCCGACCUGGCACCGCAGGUUCAAGCUCCCCGAGGAUCCUGUCCCCACGAGAGCUGUCCAGGAUGCCACCAAGCGGGGAAGAGCAUGCAUCGGAACAGAUUCUGACCCCAACACCAUUGGCGAUACUGUGGCCGAAGACUGCCUCUUCCUGAACGUCUGGGCACCAACAAAAGCCUCAGUGGAGGACAGCCUUCCAGUAUAUAUUUAUAUCCAAGGCGGCGGCUUCAAUGGCAACUCAAAUGCCAACGCAAACGGCACUGCUCUGGUCGUUGCAGGCGACUUGGACAUGAUCGUCGUUUCCAUCAACUAUCGCGUCGGUGUAUACGGCUUUCUCAACGACGGUGAACAGAUCACACCAAACGUCGGUCUCCACGAUCAGCGAAAGGCGUUCCAAUGGGUUCAGAAGCACAUUUCCAAGUUCGGCGGGAAUCCUGACCAUGUUGUCAUUGGUGGCGAGUCUGCUGGUGCUGCGAGUGUCAGUCUGCAUCUCACCGCUUAUGGAGGGAAGGAUGAAGGUCUUUUCCACGGUGCUAUUGCCCAAUCUAUCUCGUUCGGGUCUCUCCUCACCGAGCAGGAAUCUGUGUAUCAGUUCAAUACUCUGGGUGUGCGUUUAGGCUGCCUUGGUACGAAGAAGAAUAUCCUUGACUGCCUUCAAGUGCAGCCGCCCCGGGACAUUCAGAGGGCAAACAAGAACCUUCCAAACCUAGGCAGCACCACGCCGCCUCUUUUCAUGUGGACUCCGAGCAUCGAUGGCAAGCUCGUGCCUAAUGUAACCUAUCAGGUUUUUGAGGAGGGGAAGUUCGUAAAAGUCCCUCUGAUGGCUGGCGACGACACUAAUGGAGGUACUGUAUUCACGCCUGUGAAUACGUCUUCUUUGGUGCAAAGCAACGAAUUUAUGAAGGCAAACUUUCCCUUCAUAACUACCGAGCAGCUGAGGCAAAUCAACAAACUCUAUCCCAACAAAAACGAGUCUUGCCCUAACCCUGGAUGCUGGUGGCGUCAGGUCAGCGACGUCUAUGGCGAUAUGAGAUACAUGUGCUCAUCAUUAUAUAUCUCGAAUGCACUGCCAUUCCACAGCGUUCCCAACUCUUGGAACUAUUGGUAUGACGUCCAGGACCCCGCUCAGAUGGCUGCAGGCUACGGUGUUCCCCAUGUCGUCGAGAAUCAAGCCGUGUUCGGACCUGGACCGGGCUCGCCAGCCAGCUACCUCAAUGGCGGGAAGAAUGUCCCUGUCGUACCCGUGAUCCAAGCCUAUUGGACAAGCUUCAUUCGGACCUUGGAUCCGAAUAAGCAUCGCGAUAAGAGUGCUGCCAGGUGGGACAGAUGGACUGAAAAAGGCCGGAGGCGGCUGAAGUUUGAGACAGGCGGGAAAACGAUGAUGGUGAAGACUAGCCCCGAUUUACAAAGGAAAUGCGCUUACUGGGCCGAUAUCGGUCCAAGUAUUCGGCAGUAA